Trematosphaeria pertusa is the source of this 995-nucleotide messenger RNA. Its product is annotated as NAD(P)-binding protein. The record is from RefSeq and is a predicted model, not a curated record. The coding region runs from base 54 to 995 and encodes 313 amino acids. The transcript has 3 exons. Lineage: Eukaryota; Fungi; Ascomycota; Dothideomycetes; Pleosporales; Trematosphaeriaceae. Gene Ontology annotation, molecular function: oxidoreductase activity. Gene Ontology annotation, cellular component: cytosol.
AUCCCCUAAGCAAUAUCACUUCUCAAGCUCUACUCCACCAGUUUCAGAUCGCCAUGGCCACUGACAUUGACGACGGCACCUCCACCAACUUUACGCCCACUAUCCACAACACACCGUACCUGGCCAUCUCUCCCACCAAACCAGCUCUGAGCCAGGCGGGCAAAACAGUCCUCGUCACCGGCGGCGGUACCGGCAUCGGCAAAGCCAUCGCCCACAACUUCGUCCUCGCCUCCGCCGCGACCGUCAUUAUCCUCGGGCGCCGUGUAUCCAAGCUCCAAGAGGCCGCAGGUGAGCUUGAGGCUGCCGGGAAGCAGGCCGGGAAGACAGUCAAUAUCAUUGCCAAAGGCUGCGACGUUACGGACGACGAGGAAGUUAAGCGUCUAUGGGAUGGCCUGGGGAAGGAAGGCGUGCACGUGGAUGUGCUCGUCCUUAACUCCGCCAAAGACACGCCGCCGCAGACCAUUUUCGAGCUAGGCACGGCGGAGGUGUGGACCAUGUUCGAGGCCAACGUCAAGGGGCCCCUCCAUUUCGCGGAGCGUUUCCAUAAGCAGCGCUGCGAAGGGCCUGCAACGACGAAGUAUCUCAUCAACGUCUCCACUGCCGCCAUCCACAUGCGUGGUCAUCCUCUCGUGGACACGCGCCCGGCCUACAGCCUCACCAAGAGCAGCGGCACCCUGGCAAUCCAGAUCCUCGCCGAUCGGAUCCCAGUAGAGGAAAUGCAGAUUCUUAGUUUUCACCCCGGCAUGGUGUACGGAGCCCCAUGGGAAGCGCAGGGGGUGCCCGAAGACGCGAUCCCUUUCGACGAUGCAAACCUCCCCGGCGCGUUUGCGGUCUGGGCCUCGUCCAAGGAAGCAAGCUUCCUGCAUGGCCGUUAUGUGUUCAGCUCCUGGGAUGUGGAAGAGCUGUUAAAGAGCGAGACCAUUUCGCGCCUUAGAGCGGAUCGUGACUACCUUAAGAUAAGCGUUAAGGGGUUAGAUUGGGGGAGAAAGAUCUGA